CAGCCCACAAUUUAGUCCGGGAAACGCGCGCUCUCGCCUUCUCUUCCUUCCUUCCAAGCGGUGCCGGAGCCCGGGGCUCCGGACCCCGCCCCUGCUGGCCUUCCCCGCCUCUGCAGCGUGACUAAGACUACCACCCCCCAACCUCUCCGCCUCCCUUUCCGCCGGGGCGCAUCGUCACCCUCAGUUUGCCCGCUGCUUGAGUUGGAGGAGAAGGUUUUUACAAUGGAAUCCCUGGAUAAAACAAUCAAUAGCUAUCUGGAUGUUUGGCUUGGACCAAGAGAUCCCAGAGUAAAAGGAUGGCUUCUCCUGAGUAAUUACACACCUACCUUUAUUUUUUCUGUCUUAUACUUGCUAAUCGUAUGGUUGGGACCAAAGUACAUGCGGAACAGACAGCCAUUUUCAUUCAGGGGUAUUCUAGUGGUCUAUAAUCUGGGACUUACGUUGCUCUCCCUUUAUAUGUGUUAUGAGCUGGUGACGGGAGUAUGGGAAGGAGGAUAUAAUUUCUUCUGUCAGGAUACGCACAGUGGAGGUGAAGCUGAUAUGAAGAUCAUACGUGUCCUCUGGUGGUACUACUUCUCAAAGCUGAUUGAAUUCAUGGAUACCUUCUUCUUUAUUUUGCGGAAAAAUAACUACCAGAUCACUGUUCUUCAUGUCUACCAUCAUGCAACUAUGCUGAACAUUUGGUGGUUUGUUAUGAAUUGGGUGCCUUGUGGCCAUUCCUACUUCGGUGCUACUCUUAACAGCUUCAUUCAUGUUUUCAUGUAUUCCUACUAUGGAUUGUCUGCGAUUCCAUCCAUGCGUCCCUAUCUCUGGUGGAAGAAGUAUAUCACUCAGGGACAGCUGAUUCAAUUUGUCCUGACAAUCUUCCAGACGAGCUGUGGGAUUGUGUGGCCCUGCGCAUUCCCUAUGGGAUGGGUGUACUUCCAGAUAUGCUACAUGAUCUCCUUAAUAAUUCUCUUCACCAAUUUCUAUAUUCAGACUUACAACAAAAAGGCAGCCUCCAGAAGGAAAGACUAUCAGAAUGGCUCCACGGCUGCGGUAAAUGGGUACACAAAUAGCUUUUCUUCCCUCGAGAACAAUGUGAAGCAAAGAAAACAAAGGAAGGAUUGAAGAUCAAACUGAGAAGCCAUUUUGAUAUUCCAGGCAACAACACACAGACAAAAAAAUCAUCUGAUUGUAAGCACAGUACAAGUUGUGCACUGAUAAUUCUUGACAGCUACUGUAACUAUUCCUGCUUAGAAUAGUGGUGAUUUAUGUAGGACUUAACCAGUGCAAAAUAUCCUAGAAACUAUCGAGUAAACUAAGGUUGUGGACGACGGUGAUAGAUUUUGGGUGGUCACAGACCCGAGUAUAAACUGUGGAAAGGAGUAUUAUUGUAGUGUGAGUAUGUUUGUAUAUAUAUGUAUAUGUAUGUGUGUAUAUAUAAUAUACAUAUAUAUAAUGACACUGCUGUUGCCUUACUAGUCAAUGAUAGGUGCUGAAUUAUAAAUCACAAUUUCAGAACACUGUAAUCCAAAUUCAUAUUUUUAACUGUAGAUAGCGCAUGUGGUUAUAAUUUAUACAAUGGAGUUUUUUGGUUGUUUAUUUUUUUAUUUUCUGUAGUUUGAAGCACACAUGCCUUAAAUGAAAUAAAAGCAGAGCCCAAAAUUAAAUACUUGUUAGGAAAGUCAUGGAAAUGUUUCACUCUGGGAGUGACUUCUGACAUGACAGUUUAUACUCGGAUGCAGAUACCCAAGUACAAAACAGAUUUGUAUUGUGUCAGUUACCAAGGGUGCACCUGUGGAAGAACCAAGUGGCUUUUCCAGUCACAAUGCUUGUAAGCAGCCCCCUGGGAAGACCGGUCACCAGAGUGCAAAUGCUUUUGCACGUGUCCUUUUGUGGGUGCCGCAGUGUGCAUGUACCCUGUAUGUGGGGAUUGCAAAGCCAAAAGGGAUCGUAGGAAGCCAUCCCAGGUUGUUGGCUCCUUUCUAGAGUCUGUCCAAAACAUCCUUGUUGGAUAUACCGUCCUGCAUACUACACACUGCUCCAUGCGAUGGUGAAACUGGAAACGGCAGGUACAGUUGAGGAGAAACUCUCCAUGUGUCCUGUACAAAAUGAAAGGGACACGGCCAGAGCACAGCCAUUAUUCCUAUCAAGGCUCGUGAAAAAGGUCAUUUUGGACCAUUCUAUGUGUCACUUGUAGCUUUCACAAAACCUGAAGCAGUUUUUUUUAAUUUACUAGACUUUGUUUUGCAUAAAUAAUUGGCACUUAAGCAAUAUCUAAAAGCAUAAUGCUGACUUGCUAAGUAUUAGACCAUGUAAGGAGUGGGCAGAACAUCAUAUAGUUCUUACCCCUUUGAGAGUUGGGGUUCAGUCAGGAGAUCUUGCUUGGCUGUUUAAAAUCUGCCGUGGAUGCAGGGGGGACUUGGGAGACAGGGAGGAUGUUCUUCCUUCCUGGGUCUUUUUAAGGAAGGUUUGAGAAUAAACCCAGCUGGUUCAUCACCUACUUCACUGGUAGCUUUACAGAAUGAGAGUGAAUAUCCAGGCUACAGCUGGUCAAGUCAACUUCCACUGUGUAUGACUUUGACCCCAGAGCAGUUUCCAGUGAACUGGACCAGUGGACAUGCAACUAAUUUGUCUAACCACAACUAAAAAGCAACUCCAAGGCAAUACGGGGAUUUGACUUGUUUUUCUUGGCAUCCCCGUUGCUAUUUGUGUAGCAAAUAUUGACUUUGAAAAUGUGCCUAACAGCAAAGGGUUUCACUUGUUGUUGGUGAUGAGUAUCUGUUUUCUUAUUGUAUGUUGUAUGUAUCUCACCUGUACUUUCUUGGCUUGUGCAAGAGUUGUUUGAAAGUGCUUGUUGAAAUUAUUGUCAGUUGUAAAAGCAGACAUCUGUAACUGAUAUGCUGUGUUAUUUGGUAGAGUUUAGCCUGUUAACAUGUUCAUCAAUCUCAGUGUCAAACUAGCCUUUGCUCAUAUCCCCAAGUUUAUAUGAUUUGAUACUUGUAUAAUAUCAGUUUUACCAUAUUUUUUUGUGCAGCUAAUAGUAGGGAACUAAUGAGUUCUCCCAACGAGCUUUGUUGAUUUUCUUUUGCUUGUUUUUGGAAAAUGAAACAGCACCAGUUUACACUAUUUUUAAAAAAUUCUUUCAAAGCUUUUGUGUGUGUAUCUUGGUUUCUAGGUACUAAUUUGCAAAGUCCUUACAUACUUCAUACAGCAGCUUCACUGUUCCAAAUAUGUUGUCCAAAAUAAGUGUGCUAAAAAAAACCCAGCUUGUCUGAAAUAUCUAUAUUAUUAAUGUUUUUGUUUUUAAUCAUUAAAUCAUUCUUGAUUACCUA
This is a messenger RNA of Sphaerodactylus townsendi, 3317 nucleotides long. It is a transcript of the gene ELOVL5, whose product is annotated as ELOVL fatty acid elongase 5. Gene Ontology annotation, molecular function: fatty acid elongase activity. Gene Ontology annotation, biological process: very long-chain fatty acid biosynthetic process; fatty acid elongation, monounsaturated fatty acid; fatty acid elongation, polyunsaturated fatty acid. The transcript has 8 exons. Gene Ontology annotation, cellular component: endoplasmic reticulum membrane; endoplasmic reticulum. Lineage: Eukaryota; Metazoa; Chordata; Lepidosauria; Squamata; Sphaerodactylidae. The record is from RefSeq and is a predicted model, not a curated record. Bases 223 to 1110 code for a protein of 295 amino acids.